GUCACGAUAAUUUUCAAAUCCCAUAAGGCCAGUUCAGUCACAUAUAAGUAUACUCUAUAUGCCCAUAUGAAAUCGUAGACACGAGAGCAACUAUUAUCACGUGGUGAACUCCCGGAAAUGACCCUCUUUAUGCGUGGCGAUUCCCAGCGGCCUAACCAAGCCUCGUGACGACCGAGACCUCCCCAGGCCCCGAUCCGUGCACCGAGCUUGUGACUUGAUCCUUGACCUUGACCCCAUUCUCAGUCCAUCAUCAUCCCAGGCCUUAACGCCAUUGGAACAUCACCACCUAAUCAUCACCAUUCGUCUUACUCUUCCUUGUCUUUCCAUCAAAUCUUUUAGACUUUGUAAUAAUUCCCGUUUCCCGCAUCCUUCGUAUUCCAUUCCGAACGGCAUCCGGCUCGCUCUCCCCAGCCAGUGCCUAGCCUUGCCUUGCCUUGCCACAUAGACGCAUACCGUGUGCAUCAACAAUUGGCCACAACAACGCAAGGGAAGAUACCCAGACGAUGGCGCCCGCAUCGCAAUCGGCAGUCGUUCCCCUCGUUCCGCUAGCUAAGGCCACGGUUCUGUUCCCCGGCUCUGUCUUGCGUAUACCCGUCCCUCCAAGUCGCUCCGAUAUACCGGCCCUUAUCUCGAACGUCUAUACCACCGCCUCGAAAGGCUCGAGACGCGUUGACCAGGUUCCUAUCGCUUGCGUGCCCCUCAACAGUCCAUUGCUGAACCGACGAGGCCAAAAACUGCUACUGGAAAAAGACGAGGAGAAAUACAUUGACUUGCUAGAGGCAGACAGUAGGAAUUUGAGAAAGGACCGGCUGUAUGACUACGGUGUCACGGCUAAAAUAACUGGAAUCCAGGGCCAGAAUGGCGCCGAAUUCAUCCUUCUGGUUCAUGGCAUUUCGCGCGUCUCCGUCGAAAAGGUCACCCAAGACCAGCCCUUCUUCGAGGCCAAGGUCAAGACCCAUGGUGACGCCGUCGGCCCUGAACUUAAUAGUGAUGAAUACCAAGAGCUUUUCGAAACCCUAAAGCGCCUUUCGCGGGAGCUUGUUUCUUACCUGCGAGUAUCAGCAUUCCUCCUAUCGAGCCAUUCUGCGGGCCUGAACCCGCUCCUUUCGCGAAGGCUAGAGCAAUUCAUAAUGCGAAAACAACCGGCAGAGGGUGGCGCCCUUGCCGAUUUUAUGAUGAAUGUAGUUCAAGCUUCAUACGAGGAUAAGCUUCAAGUUUUAGCUGCUGUCGAUGUUCGUAAGCGAAUGGAGAAGGUAAUUGAACUGAUGGAGCGACAAGUGGGCGAUAUUAAGGGCAAUAUCAACGUCACCACGGUAACAAGCACCGCUAUACCAAUCCGUAUUGACCAGGAAGAUAUGGACAAGAUGAAUAAGCGAAAUAUCAAGAAGAUUCAAAUCCCUGGACUUGGUGGCCCACCAGCAGGCUUCAACUUCAACGGCAUGCCUGGAGGUGGACAAGCCGAACAGCAAGACCCAGAUGAGUUACAGGAACUCGAGAAGAAGAUUGAAGAAGCCAAGCUACCCGCUGAGGCGGCCAAGGUUGCCGAACGAGAGCUCAAACGACUCAAGCAAAUGAUGCCUGCUCAGGCCGAGUACCAAGUGGUCAGGACAUAUCUCGAGACCUUGUCGGAGAUACCCUGGUCUAUCGUCACUGACGACCCGAUUGGUACCGGUACUCUUGAAGCCGCGCGAAGGCAAUUAGAUAAUGAUCAUUACGGAAUAGAGAAAGUAAAGAAACGCUUAUUGUCGUACCUUACCAUCGUAAGGUUGAUGCAGUCCGCCAAUGAGGCUGUUGAUCGACAAGUCAAGGAAGCUGAGCAAGAAACGGCCGAUUUGGAAUCGGCCGCAAAGGAUAACGCCGCUCUUGAGUCAGAGUUGGAGGAGAAGAUUAAGGCGAGCGGUCUCAAGGUCCAGAUGCUCCAAAGCAAACGGCGAACCGAGAGGGCACCAAUCUUACUACUAGUUGGCCCUCCGGGUGUGGGCAAGACGAGCAUAGCCCGAUCAAUCGCCACAGCUCUUGGGCGAAAGUUCCACCGCAUCUCACUUGGCGGUGUCAGGGAUGAGGCAGAGAUCAGGGGGCAUCGUAGGACAUACGUAGCUGCAAUGCCCGGUUUGAUCGUGCAAGGUCUCAGGAAAGUUGGGGUUGGCAACCCUGUCUUCUUGUUGGACGAAAUCGACAAGCUGGGUAUGGCGAACCAUAACGGUGACCCGUCAGCUGCUAUGUUGGAAGUCCUUGACCCUGAGCAGAAUAACACAUUCACCGAUCACUACGUGAACAUCCCUAUCGAUCUUAGCAAAGUUUUGUUCAUUGCCACAGCAAAUAGUCUAGAUACAAUUCCUGGUCCGUUACUGGACCGCAUGGAAACCCUGGAAUUCUCUGGCUACACGACUCUUGAGAAGCGCCACAUCGCACUGCGCCACCUCGUUCCCAAGCAAAUCCGCGUUAAUGGACUUCAAGAAGAUCAGGUCAAGUUUAGCGAUGGGGUGGUAUCUAAGAUCAUCGAGUCGUACACGCGCGAAUCAGGGGUUCGGAAUCUAGAGCGGGAAAUUGGCUCUGUUUGUCGUGCCAAGGCUGUUGAAUACGUUGAAGCGAACGAUCAAGGUCAGCCUGAGACAUACCGAGCAGAUCUGACGAUUGAAGACCUUGAAGCUAUUCUAGGGAUAGAAAGGUUUGAGGAUGAAAUCGCGGAGAAAGCCAGUCAGCCAGGCAUUGUCACAGGUCUUGUGGCCUAUAGCUCCGGUGGUAACGGGGGUAUCCUGUUCAUAGAGGUCCUUGAUAUGCCAGGUGAUGGCAGUGUGGAACUCACGGGCAAUUUGGGCAAAGUUCUCAUGGAAAGUGUCAAGGUUGCUAGGAGCUGGGUGCGGAAUCACGCCUAUGAGUUGGGGCUCACGCGCGAGCCCACGGAGAACAUCAUGAAGAAUCGUAGCCUACACGUCCAUUGCCCUUCUGGGGCAGUUCCCAAGGACGGACCUUCAAGUGGCAUGGCCCAAGCUAUUGCACUCAUCUCACUCUUUUCGGGGCGACCUGUUCCGCCGACCAUGGCAAUGACGGGCGAGUUUCAACUCUCUGGCCAUGUCAAGAGGGUCGGAGGAAUUAAGGAGAAGCUUAUUGGAGCCUAUCGAGCCGGUGUCAAGACAGUGCUCCUCCCAGCUCAGAAUGAAAAGGACGCCCGAGAAGUACCCGCCGAAGUAAGGGAUGGUCUCACGAUCCACUACGUCAGCCAUAUCUGGGAGGCCAUUCGUCACGUGUGGCCCGAAGCGCAGUGGCCUAAUGAGGCCAAUUUGCCUUCAGUCCGAGCACGCUUGUAAUGCGCAGAAACCAGC
Messenger RNA from Xylaria bambusicola, 3323 nucleotides. RefSeq names its product ATP-dependent protease La. The transcript is spliced from 4 exons. Gene Ontology annotation, molecular function: ATP hydrolysis activity; serine-type endopeptidase activity; ATP-dependent peptidase activity. Gene Ontology annotation, biological process: protein targeting to peroxisome; protein catabolic process; protein processing. The record is from RefSeq and is a predicted model, not a curated record. The coding region runs from base 504 to 3308 and encodes 934 amino acids. Lineage: Eukaryota; Fungi; Ascomycota; Sordariomycetes; Xylariales; Xylariaceae. Gene Ontology annotation, cellular component: peroxisomal matrix.